AUGGCAGCUGGACACGUUGAAGUGAAGAUCGCCAAGCAGAUUCCCGUCUUUAUGGACUGUGAUAAUCUAUUACAUUUCAAGGGUUUGGUUGACUGCAUUAGCCAAAACCUGAAUGAUGACCAGACCAAGGUUCGAACCGUGACCAGUCUCGCUAUCGCCGCGCUGACCGAGGCAUCUAAUAGACAUAUAAAUAUGGACAUUGUGAUCAGUCAUGAUCGCAAUGGCACAAGAGCAACAAUGAGCUGCUUUUGGGCUCAUGUUAAGUUCCGAGGUGAUGCGCAUGCCGGUCUUUGGGGAGGUAGAUAUCCUCGCCGGCGGCAUCAGCCUCCCGCCGGCUUGCCCGAGGCGUCAGCCUUACAGCUACAACGCAGAGAAUGCGGGGAGGAGGACCACACGGAGAAUGGAAGUUCGUUCAGAAGCAAACCGAGAUCGGCUACAAUCAGUACCGCUUCUUCACGGCGCCCUCAGACAUCCGCGCUCGCCAAGCCGGUCAAUAACGACCAGGCCAACCCCUACAUGCACUACAACACGGUGCCCGGCGGCAAGGUCACUUCGUACAAUGCGGCUGUGGGAGUUGGAAGAGGGCGACGGCGACGGUGA
Clonostachys byssicola is the source of this 600-nucleotide messenger RNA. NCBI's taxonomy places the organism in Eukaryota, Fungi, Ascomycota, Sordariomycetes, Hypocreales, Bionectriaceae. The record is from the annotation of a GenBank genome assembly.